This is a messenger RNA of Erinaceus europaeus (western European hedgehog), 1521 nucleotides long. RefSeq names its product dolichyl-diphosphooligosaccharide--protein glycosyltransferase non-catalytic subunit (gene DDOST). Gene Ontology annotation, cellular component: oligosaccharyltransferase complex; endoplasmic reticulum membrane. The record is from RefSeq and is a predicted model, not a curated record. NCBI's taxonomy places the organism in Eukaryota, Metazoa, Chordata, Mammalia, Eulipotyphla, Erinaceidae. Bases 16 to 1338 code for a protein of 440 amino acids. The transcript has 11 exons.
UGUCGGCGGAGCAAGAUGGGUCCCGCGGCCUGUGCCCGCGCCCGCCGCGUCGCGUGGCUGCUGCUGCUGCUGCCCCUCGGCCUGGCCUGCGCCGGCGGCCCGCGCACCCUGGUGCUGCUGGACAACCUCAACCUGCGCGACUCGCACUCGCUCUUCUUCCGGAGCCUGAGAGACCGGGGCUUUGAACUCACGUUCAAGACGGCGGACGACCCCAGCCUGUCGCUCAUCAAGUAUGGAGAGUUCCUGUUCGACAACCUGGUGGUCUUCUCGCCAUCCGUGGAAGACUUUGGAGGCAACAUCAACGUGGAGACCAUCAGCGCGUUCAUCGACGGCGGAGGCAGUGUCCUGGUCGCGGCCAGCUCAGAUAUUGGGGACCCUCUGCGGGAGCUGGGCAGCGAGUGUGGCAUUGAGUUUGACGAGGAGAAGACGGCCGUCACCGACCACCACAACUAUGACGUCUCCGAUCCCGGCCAGCACACGCUCAUUGUGGCCGACACGGAGAAUCUGCUGAAGGCCCCGACGAUCGUGGGGAAGUCUACUCUGAACCCUAUCCUCUUCCGGGGAGUUGGGAUGGUGGCCGACCCCGACAACCCCUUGGUCCUGGACAUCCUGACGGGCUCCUCCACCUCUUACUCCUUCUUCCCGGAUAAACCCAUCACUCAGUACCCGCACGCCGUGGGGAAGAACACCCUCCUGAUCGCCGGUCUCCAGGCCAGGAACAACGCCCGGGUCAUCUUCAGCGGCUCCCUUGACUUCUUCAGCGAUGCCUUCUUCACCUCAUCCGUGCAGAAGGCUGCCCCCGGCUCCCAGAGGUAUCCACAGACGGGCAACUACGAGCUGGCUGUGGCACUCUCGCGCUGGGUCUUCAAGGAGGAGGGCGUCCUCCGGGUGGGACCUGUGUCCCAUCACCGGGUGGGCGAGAGAGCUCCGCCCAAUGCCUACACGGUCACCGACCUCGUGGAGUACGGCAUCGUCAUAGAGCAGCUCUCCGACGGCAGGUGGGUCCCCUUUGACGGGGAUGACAUCCAACUGGAGUUUGUCCGCAUCGACCCUUUCGUGAGAACCUUCCUGAAGAGGAAAGGAGGCAAGUACAGCGUCCAGUUCAAGCUGCCCGACGUGUAUGGCGUCUUCCAGUUUAAAGUGGACUACAACCGGCUGGGCUACACACACCUGUACUCUUCCACCCAGGUGUCGGUGAGGCCGCUGCAGCACACGCAGUACGAGCGCUUCAUCCCGUCCGCCUAUCCCUACUAUGCCAGCGCCUUCUCCAUGAUGCUGGGGCUCUUUGUCUUCAGCGUGCUCUUCCUGCACAUGAAGGAGAAGGAGAAGUCCGACUGAGCUCUGAGCCCGGGACCCAAGUCAUGGGCUGGUCGGCACAGCCUUACCUCAGUGAGACGUGGCGUUGAGUACCGGGGUGGGGCAGGGGGUCAUUUUUAUGAAUGUUUGGGCGCCUUGAAUGCCAAGUGGUGUUUCUCAUGUGCGGUCAGCUCCUUCCUUAAAUAAAGAGAAGCGUGGCCCUCA